AUGUCGGAUGAUCAUGUAUUACCAGUCCAGGAGACCACCUUGGUGGACACGCGCAACCCGAUCGGCAAUCAGAGUGAAAAUGUCGAAUCUAGUACAGAAGCUGCAACCGCUAUGAAUCAAGGAAAAUCGCGUCAUACAACUCCCAGUCAAUUGGCUUAUACAGACUUCGAGCGUUUGUUCAGGGCAGAGGAGGCGUACGAGCAGCCGACAACCUCUCGGAGGGAGCUCUGGUCCUACUACCUCUAUUACAACGGUGACAAUGGAGUUGGUCCGGGUUCCUACACACAGGCACUUUUCCAGUGGGCCUUGAACGGAGCAGGAUGGCAGCCCGGAACCAAUCCUCCCAAACCUUGCAGCGAUUCGUCUCCGUGCGUCGUCCCAUGGGCUGGAGGGACACGAUCGGUCUCUUCGGUUGUUCUUAUAGCUAAUGGUCUAUGUUUCGCUUUCAUGACGGUAAUUUUUGUCUGGCUCGGGAGUGCCGCAGACUAUGGCUCCUUCGGAAGCUGGCUACUCCUUGGCCUGACGGUGGUCUGCUGGUGUUUGCAGUACGGCAUGAUGGCCAUUAAACAUCCUAGUCAAUGGCCGGCUGCGAUGGGUAUGUAUAUAGUCGCAUAUGUGGCAUACGGUGCGACAUUGGUGUUUUAUGCGGCCGUUUUCCCCCGGCUGGCUCGCUACAUGCCGCAUGUCCGUAAGGCCCGCGAGGAGGAUCUGAGAGAGGGCAAAAUAAGCCAGGAAGAGUACGACGCCGUCGAGUCGUUGGAGAGAAACCACAUCAGCAACAUCUCCACCGCACAUAGUAACAUAGGCUACUUUCUAACGCUACUCAUUAACCUGAGUGUGUUGAUCCCACUCCAGAAUAAUAAUUACUCCAACAACCUCGCCCUUUGUUUGACGAACUCAUACUGGGUUGUCCUAGGAGUAUGGUGGUUCAUGUUCCAGCAGAAACGACCGGGGCCCAAGGUUCCCAAAGGGUCAAACUACGCUACAAUUGGACUCAAGCAACUCUGUCUCGCACUGAAAGAGGUCCGGUCUUUGCCACAAACCUUCUUAUACUUUGUUGCCUACUUCCUGCUAGCGGAUGGGCUGAACACUACAGGAACGCUGGUGUCUAUCAUUCAAAAUGACUACGUGUCAUUUUCCUUUUUACAAAUAACAUACUUGGGAAUCACACAGGCUGUGUGUUCAAUAACCUCAACCUUUGGGUUCUGGUAUAUCCAGAAUCACUUCAAAAUCCGCACCAAGCGAAUGUUCCUUGUCACCAAUUUCUUCAGUGUACUGAUCCCACUCUGGGGCAUGAUAGGUUUGUGGACCAACCGUAUUGGCUAUCACCAUCGGUGGGAGUUCUACUUCUAUAACGUCAUCUUUGGGCUGUUUCAAGCCCCUUAUUAUGCCUAUGCGCAAACCAUGAUUAGUGAGCUCAUGCCUCAAGGCUAUGAUAACAUGUUCUUCGCCCUUUUCGGAAUCACUAAUCGUGCUUCGUCUAUUAUUGGUCCCAACGUUAUCCAGGCAAUUAUCAAUAAUACACAGAACAACUGGAUGGGGUUUCCUUUCCUUUUUGCCAUCUGCGCUGCCGCCAUGAUAGCGAUUGGGUUUGUGGAUGUGGAAAAGGGCCGCGAGGACAGUCGAAAAUUCGUGCUAGCACGCACCAGCGCUCAGCCCGCGAACGAGCCUCGUGUAGACCUUGGUAAAGACAGCGUACGGACAACAGUCAGGGAAAGGAACCUGUCUGGCGUGGGUGGAGAAAGUAGUGGAAGAUCUCACUAG
Messenger RNA from Aspergillus melleus, 1764 nucleotides. RefSeq lists its product as uncharacterized. NCBI's taxonomy places the organism in Eukaryota, Fungi, Ascomycota, Eurotiomycetes, Eurotiales, Aspergillaceae. The record is from RefSeq and is a predicted model, not a curated record. The coding region runs from base 1 to 1764 and encodes 587 amino acids. The transcript has 9 exons. Gene Ontology annotation, biological process: amino acid transmembrane export from vacuole.